AUGUCCUGGGAGAAGACACAGCACACGGCCCUCACGCUUUGGGACAUUGACCGCGUAUUUCAAGAUGCUCACGAGGCCUACGAGCAGUGGCAGGCCCGCCACCGGCACACCCGGUCCAAAUGGAUCUGCUUUGGUGGAAAGAACCGGGACGACGCUGUUGGGAGAGCCUUGAGCCUUGGCCGCCAGAUCCAGAGAAUCAUGGAGUCCGGAAAGGAAGCGUUUGGGGAGCGGUUCGAGGAGGGAGACCAAAAGUGCAACACCAUUCUCUCUGCACAGUUGCUUCGAGUGCAGUACGAAAUCAGACAGCCGCUGUACGACAGUGCUUUCUCGUCCACGCCAGUCACUCCCAUCGACGACAUCAUUACAACCGCCAAGAGCGUACGACGCGCCUGCCUCACCGCCCUGCGCGACCAAUAUGCCCGCCUCGAAACACCCAUCCUCUCGCCAGUCCUUCCCCCGCCCCGAUUCAAGGUUGAAUUCUGUCCAUUCGCCGACCAGCUCCGCAAGGACCUCAAGGAGACCAAGACGAGCACGUUACGAGCAAAAAAAGCGCAACCACACGACAAGCACGACGACCGAGAAAUAUGCCCCCACUGCAGCGCAUGCGUAUCUGUUGCAACCCAUUCGGGCUUGCCGGCCUCCAGAUGCAUACUCUUCACAUCGCAUAUUGCGCUGGAUCCAGACGCCAAAGACGACAGAGCAACGUUUGCGUGUAACAGCUGCUACAAGACAUUUGACGACUCGUACGCCUUCCUGGACCACUACUUUCAAAAGCAGAUUGGCAGCGAUAAGAGCUGUCUAAAGCUGUCCGUGUCGCGGUCAACCUCGAGUUGGUUCUUGAAGGAAGAGCUCAUCGACGUGGAUCCUUCAGUAGUCGAGCAGUGCCUGAAGAAUUGCAUAGCAAGAGAGACGAUGCGAAGCAAACAGCACAAACGCAGGGGCAGUCGGAUUACCAUACGAGAAGUGCUUACUACCGACUGA
Messenger RNA from Exserohilum turcica Et28A, 981 nucleotides. RefSeq lists its product as uncharacterized. NCBI's taxonomy places the organism in Eukaryota, Fungi, Ascomycota, Dothideomycetes, Pleosporales, Pleosporaceae. The record is from RefSeq and is a predicted model, not a curated record. The transcript has 2 exons. Bases 1 to 981 code for a protein of 326 amino acids.